Messenger RNA from Spodoptera exigua (beet armyworm), 8611 nucleotides. Lineage: Eukaryota; Metazoa; Arthropoda; Insecta; Lepidoptera; Noctuidae. The record is from the annotation of a GenBank genome assembly.
UUUUUUAGAAAUGUCCGACGGACGAACAGUGGGUCGCGGCUGUAGUGACGUUUAUUAAUAUUUUUAUUAGAAAAUAUACAAAUUAGAACGUUAAUUGUUGCAUGAACUUUGUGUCCUAAAGUAGAUGAAGUGAUUUGCGAUAAAGUUUUGUUGAAAACCGAUAAUACCGUAAAGAUUACUGUAUAACCUCUUCGGCUGGACAAUCUAUAAUCUUUCUCGUAAUUGAAGCUAAAAAUUCUUUAGCUCCCGAUAAAUGAAAGUGUUGUUUACAUUCCGUGAAGUGUAUGGUGUGCGAAUCCUACGCGUUGUGUGUACGAAUCUGUCGUUGAGCAGUUACGUGUAACAAAAAUGUGUAAACGAAAAGCUUUGUGUUUAAAAUGAGUGUAAAUUCGUGUAAUCCAAUUACAAAGUGUAUUUGUUGUAUUUGUGUUGGAAUGUUGCCGUAGGAGUGAAAUGUCCAGGCUCGUCGACUACUUCGUUAUUGUGGGUUUCGACCACGAAAAGGAGAGGGGCGGUCUGAACAGCGGCGUUGUCCUUCAACGGUUUCCCGAGAUCAACUGGGACGACACACCCUUCCACGACGGUAUAGGAUGGUUCUGCCAACCGCAAGGAUGGGCGCUUUCGACGGAACGGACGGAACCUCGGUUCUACGUGUCCGUUCUGACAGAUGUGGACGCCAACCGUCAUUACUGCGCCUGCCUGUGCUUCAACGAGACCGUCGCCAUUACACCCACCAAGCCUGCAGACGAGGACGAAGAGUCAUUAGAAUCGACACGUCCAGUUCCGAACAUCACCCACCACAGCAUCAUGUACGCUCCCAAAUGCCUCGUCAUCGUCUCGAGGCAGGACUACAUCGAUACCUUCAGGAACUGCUUAGGCAUAAUCUACACAGUAUGGGUGGAGAACUUGGGCGUGCCGUUAGAGACGUUGGUCGGUAACUUGGUGGGCGGCGUGCUGGUGCCAGACCCUGGCGGGCCGCAGGUGCGGUUCAGCAUCGGAGCUGGUGACCGCCAGGCUCUGCAACCCCCGGCCGCGCCGCCCAUGCCAGUUACACACACCGCUGUCUAUAUGCUGCUCAGGUUGCUUGGUAUCCACAACUCGGUAACGCUAUGGUGCGCAGUGAUGAGUGAGCACAAAGUUCUCCUGGUGUCCUUAGCAGCGGCUCGAUUAGCGGCCGCUUGCAGAGCCCUAGCAGCGCUCAUGUUCCCAUUCAGAUACGCCCACGUUUACAUACCCCUACUACCAGCUGGUCUAGCCGAAGUACUAGCAACACCGACGCCGUUUCUUAUUGGAGUCCAUUCCAGUUUGAAAGAGGAGGUUUCGGAAUUGUUGGACGUUAUAGUAGCAGAUUUAGACGUAGGCUCUCUACACAUACCGGCCGGUGUGAACAUCCCCCGUCCAGAAGGCAAGCUGCUCUCCUCGCUCCAGGAAGCCCUGGCGCUUGUUCUGCAGCCAGAACUUCGGUCCGCAGACUCGGCCUUCGCCCCACCACCACCGGCCUCAUCCCCACCACAUAUGCUUGAUAAGGAGAUCAGGGCUGUGUUCAUGAGGACUUUAGCGAAACUGCUUCAGGGAUAUAGACACUGUCUAACCAUAAUCCGCAUCCACCCAUCGCCUGUGCUGACAUUCCACAAGAUGGGCUUCCUGGGAGCUCGUGGCCUGUCCCAGUGUCAGUUCGCGGUGCGCCUGCUAGACUCCAUGUUCUUCAACGGUCUUGUAGCAGAGAGAGGUCCUCCUUGGAGGGCCACGGAUAUAUGGGAUGAACUUGUACAAAACCUUCCGGAACAAGUUCGGUUAGAGUCACUAAACCCUGAACUAGAGUUGCAGCAUAUACAAGACCUGGCUAUGCAGUUACAUCUCAAUGAAAAUCCCAACCCACAGGCGUUCCAGCAGCGCAUACUCCGUCCACCAGAGGGCGCGUCCUCCCGCAUCCACCAACCUCCACUACCAGCUUUAGACGCAGCGCGCGUCAGGGAAGUUAUGAGGGAGGUCGCCCAAAGGAGUGCCUCUAAUCCUAAACUGUCAGCUCUCCGACCAGUACAGUCCCGAAUCGUGGCACCCGGCGCGCCUCCUACCGGGGCUGCGGACUAUGGACAUCUACUACUCACUAACUCUGCUAGGCGGCUUGAGGUGUUACGGUCAUGUAUCGCGGCGAUAUUCGAGUGUCGGUACGCGGACGCGCGCAAGUCGCUGCCGGGCGUGGUCCGCGCGCUGCGGGCGGCGGGGGCGCGCGCCGCGCUGGUGCGGGACCUGGCCGCGCGACUGCCCAGCAACAAGCAUCUGCUGCACCACCACCAGUUCGAGCUCGUCGUCCGAUUAAUGAACUGCGCUCUACAGUCGGCGACGGCUUUAGAUGAGCACACAAUCGCGGCGGCCAUGCUGCCUCUCGCCACUGCAUACUGCAGAAAACUCUGCACCGGAGUCAUUCAAUACGCUUAUAUGUGCAUACAGGAACACCAAGUGUGGACAAGCCAGCAGUUUUGGGAGGCGGCGUUCUACCAAGACGUGCAGAGAGAUAUCAAAGCUCUGUAUCUGCCUAACCCCACACACCAUCAGAGAGUGCCAAGUCCUAGGGAUGACGAGGAAUACAUAUCGCUGCUGAAGGCACAGGAGCCCAGCGCAUUGGAGAUUGCAGCCGAACAGAUGAGGCUGUGGCCAAGUUUGGCUCCAGAGAAACAACGAGAACUAAUAGCUAGCGAAGAGUCGACGUUGUACAGUCAGGCGAUACACUACGCGAACAGAAUGGUAUACCUACUUCUGCCGCUAGAGGGCGCCGGCAGACGCGCUGACGUCAGAGGCGACGACGCUGAUAGAGCUAGCAAUAGUAUAACUAAUAGUGUGGCGGAAUCGGACAGCGUGGACGCUGAGUCCGGGUUCGAGGAAGCAGACCCGGGCGAGGCUGGGAAUAACGUUAUCAAAAUGGUUUCCCGAUUUGUUGAUAAGGUUUGUACGGAAGGGGGUGUGACAGCGGAACACGUUCGCUGCUUACACCAGAUGAUACCGGGAGUCGUGCAUAUGCAUCUAGAGACGUUGGACGCAGUCGCUAGGGAGAGUAGAAGAUUACCACCCGUCCAAAAGCCACGUAUAGUAGCCCCAGCGCUGGUUCCCGGCGAGACGGUGACCGUCCCCGCGUUACGCGCCUACCUCGUCAGUGACGGCCGUAACACCGCGCUACUGCCGGCAGAGGGCGCUCUGUUCCUCACUAACUACAGACUUAUAUUCAAGGGCACACCUACUGAUCCAUACGCAUGCGAGCAGACAGUGGUCCGAUCAUUCCCGUUGUGUUCGUUGACGCGAGAGAAGCAAGUACGCACGCACUACCUGCCUCACUUAGAGCAGUCGCUACAGGAGGGCUUGCAGCUUAGGUCCGCUACAUUCCAGUUGAUCAAGGUGGCCCUGGACGAGGAGGUGAGCAGCGAGGCGGUGGAGUCGUUCCGCAAGCAGGUGUGUCGACUGCGGCAUCCAGACCACGUACUGCUGCACUUCGCGCUCGCGCCGCGCUCCGCCCCGCCCGCGCCCCACCACAUGCCCAAACAUCACACGCUCAAAGGCUUUGCAAAGAAGACCCUCCUGAAGACAGCUCGCCGCGCCGGGCUGAAGCCGAAGCCGUCGAAGCGGCAGAAGUACGUCCUGCCGUCGGCGGACGCGCGCUCGCUGACGUCCCCGCCGCUCAUGUCCUCGCUGUCCGCAGACACGCUGUCCUUGGAAGAGUUAGAGCUGGGUGCGCUAGAGGGCGCGGACCGGGGCGCGUCUGCGGCGCGUACGCUGGAGCGACUGCGCGAGCGCCGCUACGCGCGCGACUGGCAGCGACUAGGGCUCGCGCAUGCGCCCUUCCGACUCGCGCACGCCAACGCCGUCUACACGCUCUGCAGGAGUUACCCAGCCGUGAUACCAGUACCGGAGAGCUUUGGCGACGACUCGUUGCGCAGAGUGUCGAGGUGUUACAGGCAGGGACGGUUGCCCGUCAUCACAUGGAGACAUCCACGGACACACGCGUUAUUGGCCAGAUCGGCAGCCCCCCACCAUAAAGGAGUCAUGGGAAUGUUGAAAGCGAGUCACCAAACUCCCGGCAACGCGCAGAGCGGCACCGAAACGACGUCCAGCUUAGAACAGGAACGGUACCUAGCAACGUUGGUUGCUUGCACGCCAGCGUCGCGCGGUGACCUGGAAGACUCAAGUUUGAGUCUCGACUCGUUGCUCCUCUGCUGUGAGGACCAGCGAGAGGCUACACACACCCCGUUACUGACGAAAGCUGCGGGAACACUUGGCGUGUUGGGUCGCAACAGCGGCGGCAAGGGCGGCGCGGGCGGGGCGCGACACUUCGGCCGCUGGGGGUCCCUCAAGGACCGCCGCCAGCCCUCACAUCUCGACCUCUACGCGCCCCGACAGAGGCUCUCCACCGCUGACGCAGACUCCGUAUGCGGCGAGGGCGGGGGCGGCGGCGCAGGACGGCGCGCGUCCCUGUACGUGGUGUGCGAGAAGGGCGGGGCGCAGCCCUGCUGCGCGGGCGCAGAGCUGGUGCCGGCCGAGUACCCCGACGCGCGCGCCACCAAGCACGCCUUCAAGAAGCUCAUGCGCGCCGCCGUGCCCUCCGCGCCCCCCGCGCCCGACCAUCCAGGCUUCCUCAGGUUGAUAGAAGAGUCAGGUUGGCUAUGGCAGCUGAGACAGUUGUUCCAGCUGUCGGGUGCAGUGGUAGACCUGCUGGACCUGCAGGGGUCCUCCGUGCUACUAUCCUUGGAGGACGGCUGGGAUGCCACUGCGCAGAUAUCGUCUUUAGCACAGAUCUGUUUGGAGCCAUACUACCGCACGCUUGAAGGGUUCCGAAUCCUAGUGGAAAAGGAGUGGCUGGCCCUGGGCCACAAGUUCCAGCAGAGGUCCAACAUUGGAGCCACGCCCCAGCAAGGGUUCACGCCUACCUUCCUCAUGUUCUUGGAUGCUGUGCAUCAGUUGCAAAAACAGUUUCCCCUCGCCUUCGAGUUCAACGAGUACUACUUACGCUUCGUGGCGUACCACUGCGUGUCGUGCAGGUUCCGAUCCUUCCUGCUGGACAACGAGGCACAGAGGGCAGAUCUAGGCAUUACUGCCGCGGAUGAUAAGCGGGCUGAUACUAAUAGAAUGGUGUACCUUUACGAGGCCGGUGGAGAAGCGGGCGCGGGGUCGGAGGAGGAGUGCGCCGGAGGGUCUUCGGGCCCCCGGGCCCCCACACUCGGACACUCACUCUUCGACUACAUCGACAGACACCAUCAAAAGUCACCCAUCUUCUACAACUUCUUGUACACGCCCGACUUGGAUAAUCCUGUCCUCCGUCCAGUAUCGUCAAUAAGUGCCCUGGAGGUCUGGCAGUACUACACAAGCGAGGAACUGUCCCACGGCGCGCCCUACGACCUCGAAGUCCUCGCGCCCUCGGAGCCCGAGCCACGCACUCCUCAACGCAGGGUCGUUACUGCCGGUUACGACAGCAUAGCCCGCUGUAUGCCGGACUCGUUCACGGGCCUGCUGGAGAGGAUCCGCCAGCUGGAGCUGGAACUGGGCCACCUGCCGCAGAAGUGGCGCGUGCGCUGGGACCAACUCGAACUGCCCAAUACACUCGAGCUACAGCGCAACUCGUCGAUGUCGUCGGGCGUGGUCCGUCGCGCGACGCUGGCGGUGCACAAGCGCGGCACGCUGGAGGUACUGGUGCGGGGCCGGCUGGCGGCCGCGCCCCCCGCGCCCCCCGCGCCCCCCGCCCCCGCCCACCGCUGGGCGCCCGCCGCCGCCGCCGCCCCCGCGCGCUGCGACCACUGCCAGGACCUGCUCUGGGGACCCCUCAAGACGGGCGUGCGCUGCGUGGACUGCGGCGCGUCGUGCCACGAGCGCUGCGCGGAGGCCUGGGCGCCGCCCUGCACCAAGUACAAGGCGCCGCCCCCGCCCGACGACACGCUCUGCGCCCCGCUCUCUGCUGGAGUGUCGACCCUGCAGUCGUCGUCGCAACAGUACUACGAGCAGUUCUCGUCGAACGUGGCGGAGAACAGGACGCACGAGGGACAUCUGUACAAGCGGGGCGCGUUACUCAAGGGGUGGAAGCAACGUUGGUUCGUGCUGGACUCCAUUAAGCAUCAGCUGAGAUACUAUGACGCGAUGGAAGACUCGCAUUGCAAAGGAUUCAUUGAUCUCGCAGAGGUGAUAACAGUGACGCAGGCGUCGCCCGCGCCUGGACCGCCCAAGAAAUGUGACGAUAGAUCCUUCUUUGAUUUACGCACAAGCAGACGUACGUACAACUUCUGCGCUAGUGACGCGAACGCUGCGCAGGAGUGGAUCGAGAAAUUGCAGGCGUGUUUGCAGUGAACACUAGCGACGUACCACGGUAUUCAAACAUCGAUAUAUAUCGAGUGGUCACGCUCGCCAGCUGAGGUAUAUCUGUCCAUAGAUAUAGCGGCAGUACUAAUCGAAUGACGCGACUCGAUUCAGAGUUAUCGAUAUCGAGACGAAUCGAUUGUUGAUAAAAAUCGUUUUAAUACAAAACUCGAUAUAAAUGUUAUAACAAGACUAUUAUUUUUUGUUUUUAUAUUAUUUACAAGUUAAUUUAAAUGAAUAUUAGUCUGGUUGUUCUUGGCCGGUCUUAGGACGGGCCUAUGUUCGGCCGGAAACGUUGAGCAUUGACAUUAGUUAAUUUAAUUUAUAGAGUUUAUAGUUUUGUCCCGCGGGGGGUAGGCAGAAGGCUUUGUAAUGUUAAAAAUGGAUGUAUAGGGCUAUGAUCUCGAUGCGGUAUGGAUAUUAACUACAUGGAUUGUUUUUGUGAGGAUUCUUUUCUAUUGGAAAUGUUUAAAAAUUAUAAAUAAAAUAUACACUCGUAAUAUAAAAUGUUGCAGAUGUUAUUAAGGAUCCCAUCAUCAUAACCGUGACUUCUAUUAUGUAGAAAAAAUCUUAUACAAUUUUGUUCCAGGCCAAAUGGCAAAUUAAAAAAGAAUGCUUACAGUUUUUAUUAAAACUGAAAAUAUGAAAUUCCUGUUUCGUAAGGUCCCUAUUUAAUGUGGCCAGUUCUGAGCAGGAGAAGGAACGGAUGGAUUUAAGUAGUUUCUCGCCUUAUCCAGGGCGGGAGAAAUACCUAACUUCACGAUAUUCCAUCCUAACAAAAAAAAACAUACAUAAUUAAUUAUAACAAAUUUGCUUGAAAAUUUCAGUUGUACAUAUAUUUUCUGACUAUCUCACAAAAAUAAUUCCAUAAAAUAAUAUACAUAGUUUAUUAUUAAUGUCAAAAGUAUUUAUAAUAAAAUAAAAUAAAAAUAAUUAUUAUUAUGAAAUAAAGAAUUAGUGUCGUAUGUUUCUCGUUUGUAAAUAAUGUAUCGAUGACUGUUGUGUAAAGAGUUUGAUUCCAGUUUGUGUAAUGUUACGUUGGAUGUUAUUUGUAUUGUUUUUUUUGUAAGACGAGGUGGCUUUGUGUUGGGACAUUACGUUUUGGGAAAGUUUAAAGUUGAAUUUGCUUUAGAUUUUGGCCCGUAUUUUUUAUUGUUAUUUUUUCAUUAUACACUUUAAAGUAUGCAUUUAACGCUAUUAAUGUUUAGUAUGUAGCGGAUUUGCAUUUCUGUCAGCUUUGAUUAUUGUUUUUAAAAAACCAUAGCUUACCAUUCUAUGACAAACAUUAACUUUUAAUACAAGGACGGACAAGAUUAUAAUGUAAUGCAAAUCUAUCCAAUAAACGGUUUUGUCUCAACACCGACGAAGCUGCCUAAAUAUUAUUAUUACACCAUACAUAGCUAGCCAUAGAACGCUAUAUUUAGUUCUAAAAUAUCAUUGUAAAGUUUAUAUUAUAUAACGUUCGGGAAUCUCGUUCCAACCCCAAAACUUGUUACAUACUCAUUUUUGUAUGAUUUGUAAAUAAGUACACGAUUUUUUGUUCCACAUAUCAGGUAGGGGGCGCCACCGUGUAUGUAAAUACAAAGCUCAUGUAAAUAUUAACGUUAUGUUUCUGUAAUUGCAUUUAUUAUCACGAAGGGUGGGUUAUGAUUGGAGAGCGGUUUAGAGCAUUCUGGUCUUACUGUCAAAUACUCAGAAAUUAAGAUUGGUAACUCGAGAUAAAUUAAAAUGUGUCGUCGAGUGGGUGUACAAGACCAGUUUGAAUUCGCGCAGAGAUUAUUUGUGCCAAAUAUGCACAAAGUGCACAGAUGUGUUGGAGACUUGUUCAUAAGCGAUGGCUUUAGAGCUAAUAGCAAUAUUGUUUGCCUUACUUUGCAUAUGAAGGGAAUGCUAUAUGCUUGGAAUAGCGGCGACUGUGGAGUGGUACACAAAGGAGUUUGGAAUCAAUUAGUAUGUCGUAUAAAGGUUAAAACUACUUCAGAGUUCGCCCGCGCAUAGUAGACGUUGGCUUGGCUUCAACAAGACGUAAAAAAUGAAGCCUAUUGCUGUACGUUACGCCUCAAGUGCAAUAUAUCAUGUUAUAUUAUUCAAGUUUGCACUCAUUUUAAAAAUUUUGUGAUUACAAUGACUGAUUUUUAUGUUUGUAGUUAGCGCGUUUAGUAUUUGAAUUGUGACCGUUUUAUUACAUUGCGUUGAGUUGUUAUUUACGUUGAUUCAAUGUACGGCAGUAGGCUGAGGAACUUGUGACAGUGCACUUGCGUACCAUCAAAUAAAGAGA